This is a messenger RNA of Podarcis lilfordi (Lilford's wall lizard), 6149 nucleotides long. Lineage: Eukaryota; Metazoa; Chordata; Lepidosauria; Squamata; Lacertidae. The record is from the annotation of a GenBank genome assembly.
AUUGUCUCUAACUUAACACGGGGCUUGGGGGGAGGAGAAGGAAGACACGGAGAGACAGACACCAAACAGAGGCUCCCACCACUGCAAGAAGAGGGAUACCUUCUCUCCCUCCCCCCCCCCCGCUUUUUAUGAGGAGUGUUCGUCCGCCAGCGAAAGGAAAGGGAAAUAAACUCUGUCUCCCACCGUGCAGCGUUCGAUUCCCCCCCCCCCCCGCACUCCCCCGUUUUUUAAAGAGAAAUCGGGGUGCACGCUCUAAUCUCAUUAAUUUAUUUAUAUUCUUCGGAGUAUUAAUUAUCAGUCCAAGGCCGAUUUCAAAUUAUUUGCAAUCGCAGCUCCAUUGUUCGCUCCAAUUGGAGGCCCCGCCCCCUCUUUUGUCUGGCGGCGCCGUGAUUGGUCGGCGGCGGGCGGGGGCUGCCGUCAGCGCUCGGGAAGCCCAUUCAUCUGUGCACUUGGGCGUUGGACUCCGCAUCUUAUUAGCGACCAGGGAGAUUUCUCCAUUUUCCCCUUGUCUACAGUACGGCUACAAAUCUGGGAUUUUUUAUUACUUCUUUUUUUGUACUAACCUUGGGCUUCUAAUAUUUUUGCUCGACUUUUUUCCUCCUUCCUUUUUUCCCCCCCUUUUGCUUCUGCGCUGCUGCUUUUUUGACCUCUCCAGCUUUUAAUUUUUUUUUUAAAUAAAAAAAAUCCGGGAGUGUACAUAUUUUAAAAUAAUCGGUUGUCUUCUCUCUUUUUUUCCCACCCCCACCCCCAUCACCUCCUCCUCCUCCCCCUCUGGUGUGUGUUUGUGUUGCUGCUCUUCAGGCUGCUGGUCUCCCAGCAUUUAUACGAACCCACCGCUCUUUGUUUCCCCCCUUCUUUUGGAUCUGUUGAGUUUCUUUGUUGAAUAAAACCAGCAUGGGUGCUCAGUUCUCCAAGAACGCUGCAAAAGGCGAAGCCGCUGCCGAGAAGCCCGGGGAAGCGGUGCCUGCGUCGCCUUCGAAGGCGAAUGGACAGGUAAGCGGGGUGCAAAUGGGGAGAAGCGAGGAAUGAUGAUAAUGGAAUAAUGUCUCUCUUUCUUUGAAGAAAAUAAAUGGUGUGCACGGUGUUUCGUUCGGCUCCCACUUUCUUGCUUGGUGGGGAUGCAUGGCUUUUUUUUUUUUUAAAUCUGACUACAGCCCUUUAAAAGAAAGGUAAUGAAAAGGAGUGGCUUUUCGCACUGCUGUGGACCCAGUGUUUUAGGCGUAGUAGUGUGGUGGAGGCAGAAAUUUGCUAGAUGCUUGUGUACAGUGAGAUGUGUUUUCCCUUUGGCGUGGUGCACAAUUUGCUGCUUAUAAACUGGCGGCAUCUUUGAAGACCUUUUUUGCUGUAUUCGUGCUCUUGGUUGGAACUGAUCGUGUGCUCCUCUCGAUGGCUUCCUAUCCUGUAGCAGCCCCUAUUCUGUUCUCUUUCUCUCUGUCUCUCUCUCUCUCCCCCCCCCCCAAUUUCUCCUCUUUGGCGCGUGAGGAGAGUGUAGUGGAGCUUGGCAGUGAUAAGGCAAGAGCAAGCGACAGCGGUGCUUGGUGGGUGGGGGGCGCUGGAGAGUUGUCCGUGUGUAUUGGGGAAGGGGCUGAGAGACCGUCUUCUCCAUCUUGCUUGCUGGAUCCUUCUUCGCUCUGUCGGUUGCCUGCAUACAAGCUUGCGGCACACGCUGAAUGUGGUUGAUCGUAGACGGCACUACGAGACCCCCUCCCCAGCCCCGUGUGCAUAUUAUUGUCGUAACCAAGGCUACUCUCCCGGCAUUGGUGGGAGAUUAGGGCGAGAUUUUCGGAGAGGCGCUGCUGUGCGCGCGCUUUGGAGAGCUGUUGCUAAGGGAUGCGCGAGCGUGCCGACGGCACCGGGCUGAACGUGGGGCAGCCCGGGCGGCUUGCGCGCCUGCAACCGCGUGCAUGUGCAUGUUGCAUGUGGCGGCGCUUCGCUCUCGGCCGGGCGCGCCACGCUGUGGAGGGCGCCGGGCUGCACCACGCCUCUUAGUGGCAGCUGCUGUCUCGUCGCCUCGCCGCUCCACGGAGGAGCUGGAGGCGCGCUUUGCAUAGAAAUAAAAAGGCAACCGGUGCGCUGGGGAGCGGAGGCGCCGCUCCUUCCACUAUGGUGGGCGGGAGGUGGGGAUUGGUCUCUCCGUUUGGCACCAGGAAGGAGGUGGUGGUGGUAGAAGGAAGGGGCUGGGAGAAGCUGCGGCUGCGGACGGAGCUUUUGUUCGCCCAGCAGAGGCGAUCCUGGCCAAGGCGACGCUUCCUCCUGCUUCGCCAGCGCUUCUCUCCGAAGUCUCCUCCCUCGGCGCUUCGCUCCUCCUUCGGGUGGCUUUGGCAAAAUGGAGCCGCAGUGCCCUCUGCCGGCGGAGACUCCUCGCUGCCUUGGCCUCGUUCGAUUCUCGCAGGGUGUGUUGAGAAAAGGUGGUGGUGAUGAUGGGUGAUGCUCGCGCGCGGGGCGGGGGGGAGUGUUGAUUAAAUCGCAGAAGGGAAGCAGCAGCGUGGACGGCGGCCACGCGGCGCGUUUCCAAACGACGCUAACUGGACGCCGCGCCCAAAUAGCUGGGUGGGGGGAGCCCUGAAGGGACGAGCCGGAGUGAAAAGGGCGCGGGGAGGAGGGGCUUGCGUCUGAAUGGCGUCGCCUCCCCUCCCCAGAGCCCGGCCAUUGCGUCACGCGCGCUCCUCGGGAAAAGCAGCGGGAAAGUCGCUGGCAACGUGCUGCCAUGGCUGGCCCAGGGAGUUAGGUCACAUAAACUGAUUUGUGCAGUGCUGGGUUCCUUUGACUAGGUUCCUAUCCCUUUGACUGAAAGUGCCUCAAUGGCACAAACAGGGUAUAGAGUCCUGUGUCCACCUGCGCUUGACGUGAGAGAGAUCUUCCUCUCGCUCCCCCUUCUCCUCGAAUAACGCUGAGUUCAUCUCUUCCAGGAGAACGGCCACGUGAAGGUGAAUGGCGAUGCUUCGCCAGCUGCCGCCGAGGCGGGCAAGGAGGAGGUCCAGGCGAACGGCAGCGCUCCGGCCGAGGAGUCUGUGAAGGAGGAGCAGAGCCCUUCGGAGGCUGCCUCGGAGAAGGAGGCGGCCGAGGCCGAGAGCACGGAGCCAGCCUCUCCCGUCGAAGGGGAGUCCUCCUCCAAGGCCGAGGAGGCAGCCACCCCUUCGUCCAGCAACGAGACCCCUAAAAAAAAAAAGAAGCGCUUUUCCUUCAAAAAGUCCUUUAAGCUAAGCGGCUUCUCCUUUAAAAAGAACAAAAAGGAGUCUGGGGAAGGAGCCGAGAACGAAGGGGCGGGCGCUGCGGGAGAAGGGGGCAAAGACGAAGGGGCGGCCACCACCCCGGAGCCCGCCAGCAACGAGGAGGAGAGCAAAGCGGCCGCCCAGGAGGCGUCUCCUUCCGCUGCCACUGCCGCCACCGGCAGCACAGAGGAGGCCAAGGAGGAGGCCGGGGGCUCUCAGGAGGCCAAAUCGGAAGAGACUGCGCCCGAGAAGCCUGUUGGGGAGGAGGCCAAGCCUGCCGAAGAGCAGAAGCCCGAGGAGAAGCAGGAAGAGGCGCCCGCUGCCCCGAGCGCUGCCCCCGAAGCCAGCUCAACUGAGCAAGAGGCGCCCAAAGCAGAGGAGCCGGCGGCAGCGGCGGCAGCUCCUACACAGGAAGCCCCGUCCGAGUCUAGUCCAGAAGCUCCACCAGCUGAGUCGGCAGAGUAAAAAAAAGAGAGAGAGAGAGGAAAAUUUGGCAAUUUUGAGAUGAUUGAACUUUUCUUCCCCCCCGUUUGUUUGUUUGGAGUGGUGCCAGGUACUGGUUCUGGAGAACUUGUCUACAACCAGGGAUUGAUUUAAAAGAUGUCUUUCUCUUUUUUGUCUCUACCCACAGAUCCCAUCUCAGAUCAUUCUGUUACCACCAUUCCAACCGGCAGAGGAGAGACUAAACGCCUCCCUCCGCCUCGUUCCUCCUCCUCCUCUUUUUUUUUUUUUUUUUGCAUCAGUAUUAAUGUUUUUUGCAUACUUUGCAUCUUUUACUCAAAAUGUAAACUUUUUUUUUUCUCUGUCAAUCUAUGGACAUGCCCAUAUAUGAAGGAAAUGGAUGGGUCAAUAAAGGGAUAGCAAAUGAAGUGAUAAGGGGUCACAGUGGGGAAUUAGUGGUGCAGAUAAUUUGCCAAGAAAAUGUGCCACAAGAAAUAAGGGGUUAGUCUUUUUUAAAAAAGAAAGUUAUUACAAUGUAUUUUGUGAGGCAGAUGUUCUAUAAGUUUACAACACUACAAGUCUUGACUAAGAAGGAAGAAGAAAAAUUCCAAUACUCAGAUUUUAAAAAAAAGAUCAUAGUCUUAGGAAAUUCAUUUAAACCAUAGGAACUUUCACUUAUCUCAUGUUAGCUGUACCAGUCAGUGAUUAAGUAGAAAUACAAGUUGUAUAGGCUUUAUUGUUUAUUGCUGGUUUAUGACCUUAAUAAAGUGUAAUUAUGUAUUACCAGCAGGGUGUUUUUAACUGUGACUAUUGUAUAAAAACAAAUCUUGAUAUCCAGAAGCACAUUAAGUUUGCAACUUUUUCCACCCUGCCCAUUUUAUUUUUAUUUUUUUGUAAAAUUGCAGUAAUCUUGGACCUAAAAAGAAAAAAACCACACACAAUUUUAAACUCAACCAAGCUGUGAUAAGUGGAAUGGUUACUGUUUAUACUGUGGUAUGUUUUUGAUGACAGCAGACGAUGCUUUCUUUUUCCAGUUGUCUUUCAGAAUAAAGAAUAAAAACCAGUUUCAGAUGCAAUGGUUUUUGUGUAGCAUCUUGUCUAUCAUGUUUUUGUAAAUACUGGAGAAGCUUUGACCAAUUUGACUUAGAGAUGGAAUGUAACUUUGCUUACAAAAUUGCUAUUAAAUUCCUGCUUAAGGUGUUCUAAUUUUCUGUGAGCACACUAAAAGCGAAAAAUAAAUGUGAAUAAAAUGUAGAAUUGGCUGUGUUUCUUUUUCUGGAUACUCUUGAUAGCUUAGUAGAUAGCCUGUAUUGUCUAAAUUUGUAUAAAAGAAGGCACUUGUUUGCCACUUAACAUUAUUCUUUAUUUCUAAAUUACGGAUUGUGUGGUCUUCUGGCCCUACUUAAAAGCUGUAUCUGUAGAGGGAAGAGCAUUCAGGCCUUCUAAAUAGAGAUGUGCAUUGGAUUUUGAAUGAAUAACCUGUGCUACUUUGGACAUAUGAUUGGCUAAUAUGUCAGAUCUGGGGGGAGGGGGGACAAGAUAAAUGUGUUCACAACAAGCUUGCACAAGUUGACUUUAGCUAUAAUGGAUAUGUGUGUAGUCAGAGCCUUGAGGACCACUUUAUGGUACAUUAGAUUAUUAUCUCUUAGCUUGAGUUGACUUGACACUUUGGCUGUGGUUGUUUGGGAUAUCUUGGGCUUAGCCUGAGUUCUCAAACAGGGAUGCCUGAAUUCAGGUGUAAGACAGCAAAGGUCCAAUCUUACAUGCGACUUCUUAACCAUUUCAGCAUCUACUUCAGUGCCUAACUUUAAGCUUGCCAGCCUUGGAAGUUUGGCCUAAAGUAAAAAAGAAAAGAAAAUUUUUUUGUUCUACCAAAUUGUUGAGCAAUACUUUUUGUAUGUUACUCCCAGCUUAAUAGGUGAGCUAGCAAACAAACAAACAAAAAAGAUUGCUAUAUUUGUCUACAAAAGGGUCACUUGGUGCUUGCCUUUUAACUGUUUAGACUUUUGGGCUAAUUUCCACCAAAAUUGCUCAGGGCAAAAUAUGCCUUAAUAAAACAGUAGGCUUUUGUAAAAAACAAAAAAAAACCACAAAAAACAAAUACAGAGUAGUAAUGGUGUUGGAGGGUGGAAAUUGAUUCAAGGAAGUGUUGCUCCUAGGUUUAUAGGUGAAAUUUAGUGUUACACUUAACUUGCUUCCAUCUAUGUUUUCAGCAGUAACUUGCUUUGGAAGCAAUUACACUCACUUUAUAUGAGAGUGGCACAUUAGCACCUUGUUCCCUAAAGAACAAAGCCUGAGCUGAAUGAAGUUCAAUGGAUUCCAUACUGAAUACAUACUCUUAUUCAGCUGUCCACAUCUUUUUUUUAUUUUUUAUUUUUGGCUUGUAUAUAUACUCUGGUCACCCUGGUAUUAUUUCUCUGUAGUGUUAGAAAUGUAUUGACUAUUAUGCUUUAAAUGGCCAUGGGAUGAAAUAAAUGGAUGUAAAAUGAGAUCUUC